CUAUUUUAAUAAAAAUAAACUCUAAUGGAAUACAAUAACUCAACUGAAAUUUCAGAUAAUGAACUACAGCUCUGUCCAGGAUGUCAGACAUUCUUCGGUAGAAAGGAGACAAAUUAUAUGUGUUCAAAGUGCUUCAAGGGAUCUCAGGCUAGCCAACCCUCUGAUAGUACUCAAAAAGACCAAGUAAAGGUAUCAGAAAUUACUGAAAAGCCAUCUGAAGAGCUUCUAAUUAGCUCUACUCCGCCUGUCCCUUCAAAGGAUAUUGAGAUGGUACCACAGGAAGAAGCCUCGACCGAAGAGAAGAAGGUUGCCGAAGUAACAGCUCCUAAGCCAAAGAAGAAUAGAUGCAAUCAUUGUAAUAAAAAGACUGGCUUGUUGGGCUUCAGCUGCAAGUGUGAGCUCAACUUCUGUGCCAAACAUAGACAUGCAGAUGAUCAUAACUGCUCGUACGAUUACCAAGCCGAAACGAAGAAGAUUCUUGAAGAAAAGAACCCAGUGGUGGAAGCCUCAAAAUUCGGUAGAAUUUAGAUAUAUAAAAUAAAAUUUCCUUACAAAUCAU
Messenger RNA from Moneuplotes crassus, 559 nucleotides. NCBI's taxonomy places the organism in Eukaryota, Ciliophora, Spirotrichea, Euplotida, Euplotidae. The record is from the annotation of a GenBank genome assembly.